Messenger RNA from Caenorhabditis remanei, 585 nucleotides. RefSeq lists its product as uncharacterized. The transcript is spliced from 5 exons. Lineage: Eukaryota; Metazoa; Nematoda; Chromadorea; Rhabditida; Rhabditidae. The coding region runs from base 1 to 585 and encodes 194 amino acids. The record is from RefSeq and is a predicted model, not a curated record.
AUGGUGAUGAUACAAGACACCUCGUCUUCUCAGAUGCGUGAGAAGCGUCCAUACACCACAACACCGAGAUUUGUUUUCGGUAAACUUCACAUUAACCACACAAUGAAAGCAAUCGCUGCUAUCGGAAUCGUUGUAAUUCUAGUUCUCGUUGGAUUACUGUAUUUGAAAUUCAAGAAAGCAAUGUUUGUUUUAUUGGUUCCAACUUCAGUUUCUGUCUUGACAGUCAUUGCAAUUGUAUCCAAAAAACAUCGGUUCGUAUGGCCUGUUAUCGCCAUUUCGAUGUUCCACGUGAUCCUUUCCUGUUAUGCUCUUCUAAUCUUCAGUUUCUACUUCUUCUUUAAACCAUUCUAUAUUCUGAUGAUCUCCAAUUGGAUGUUUGACACCAUGCACAAUGACAAAAACGCUGCCUUUUAUCUUCAAUCUCUGGCCAUGUACACAUUCUUGACUGUAUUUAUGUUGUUCAACGCCUGGCAAGCCCAUGUUGGAAUUCAUUUCAUUGAGCACAUUCACUCUGAACGUGAAGACGAUGAGCCCCGACAACUCCAUCAGCCAACUAUCGUCACUGUCAACAAGCCAAUGUACUAG